This is a messenger RNA of Entrophospora candida, 130 nucleotides long. Lineage: Eukaryota; Fungi; Glomeromycota; Glomeromycetes; Entrophosporales; Entrophosporaceae. The record is from the annotation of a GenBank genome assembly.
CAACACAUCACCCAUGACUAGUUUGGUUAAUUUAAAACCCAAAUUGACAAAUUCCCUCAAUCUUGAAACAACUUUAGUUAAAUCUGGAAUGUUAGUAUCAUUCUUGUUGAAAAUAGUUGGUGGAAAUAAC